Molecule: messenger RNA, 192 nt
Organism: Entrophospora candida
Lineage: Eukaryota; Fungi; Glomeromycota; Glomeromycetes; Entrophosporales; Entrophosporaceae
Source: the annotation of a GenBank genome assembly
AUGACUGGCUUAAAGAUUUCAGAUUUAGUGCAUAGAACUUUGGUUAUUACAUAUAGUUUCAUUGGAUCAGGUAUAGCAUUUAGACAAAAAAUUGCAAAAAGAAAAGAAUCAACAAAACAAAUGGAAUUGAAACAAUCAUCUGAACAAUUUAAUCAAGAUGCAUUAUUAUCAGAAAACUCUUCAACUACAUAA